UCUGCCAAAAUCACUAAAGUCUCUUUCAUUUUUUUUUUCUCUUGCUCUAUCAACACGCACAGAAAUCUACGAAAUCUUGAAGCUUGAAUGCAUUAUUGACAACAAAAUCUCCUAAAUCAUUAAGUUUGAAGGCAUUAUUGGGAGCAAAACAAUUCAUCUACCACUUGUAUCUACAUCUAAGGUUUGAUAUGAAACCAUCAAAGGAUGAAAAUGAGGUGGCAUCUAGGGUGAAAGCUACUACCAAAUAUGCAUAUGUGGCACCGGGUGUUGUAGGGAAGGGACGAGGAAGAGGGCUUAAAUCUAUGUUGUCUCUAGGGGUGUCAAGAACUGAUAUUCCAUUUUCUCCAUCUACUGAUCAUGUUAUGCAGUACAAUCAAUUUACUGAAACGAGUGUGGUUGCAAAGGGACGACGAAAAGGUCUUAGAUCUAUGUCUAAUGCUCGAGGAGUGCGAACAAUGAACAAAAACUACUUGAGUGUUGAGAAAGGAGAUAUUCCAUCUUUUUCAUCUACUGAAGAACUUAUGCAAUACAUCAAAACAAAUUCAUCAAGUGCUCAAGGAAAGUCUCAAGGGCUUAAAUCUGUGUGCUCAAUUGAAGAUUCUGAAAAUGAGGAGCGAUCUUUCAAUCAAAAUGCUCGUUAUGUUAGUCAAAGUAUGCCAAGACCUUCUGCUUCUCAAGGAUGGCGAACAAUGAAUAAAAAGUUUUUGGCUUUUGAGAAAGAGCAUAAGCAAGCUGAUGUUCCAAUUUCUCUUUCUACUGAUGAUGUUAUGGAGUCCACCCCAACAUUUGAAACAAGUUUUUCUCAAGGAUUGAGAACAAUGAAUAAAAAGUUUUUGGCUUUUGAAAAAGAGCAUAUGCAAACUGAUGUUGCAUUUUCUUUUUCUACUGAUAAUGUUAUGGAGUCCACCCCAACAUUUGAAACAAGUUUCUCUCAAGGAUGGAGAACAACAGAUAAAAUUGUUUUGGCUCAUGAGAAAGAGAGUUUGCAUUCUGAUAUUCCAAUUUCUCCUAUUGAACAAGUUAAACAGUUUGCCCAAACAGCUGAAACAAGUUCAUGUGCUACUGGAAUGGAUAAAAAGGUUCGAGGAAGUAACAAGUGCAAAGAAGUUGCAUCGCUUGAUAUUGGACAAAAGCUAAAAGUGACAUUUUACAAUAAUCGAACAGUUGGGAAGAAUAGUAAUCUAUUUUUGAGGCACUUGGGAAAAAUAGUUUGUGAUCGUAAUAUAUGUCCGUUGGGAGUAUCAUCAUGGAAACACAUUAAGGAGGAAAAGCUAAAUCACAUGUGGGCUGUUGUUAAGGAUAAAUUUGAUAGUGAUGACAUGAAUAGUCAUCGAGAUCAUGUUUUGGGGUGGAUGAAAGAGUUAUGGAAUAAAUGGAGAGGUCAAUUGCAUGCAAACUAUGUGAAGGGUAAGCCUAUACAAGAGGCUCUUAAGAAUAUACCUAAGGGGGUAGAAAAGAAGCAAUGGGAGUGGUUGGUAAAAGAACAUUUUACUUCAAAAGAUUUUCAGGCUCAAAUUCAAGAAUUGGUGGAGUCUGAACCAUCACUUUCUAGCAUAGAAAUUGUUGAGAAAUGCUUUGGACCUCAAAGUCGUAGUCAUGUAUUUGGCUUUGGAGGUGGAGUAAAAGCAAGAGAUUUGAAAGGUGGGGCUUCCUCAAAACCUGAAUUGUUGGCUGAGCUACGUUCAACUCAAAAAGAAAAUCAGUCUUUGAAGGAUUGCAUAUCUAACUUUCAAAAUGAGAUGAAAGAAUUAAAGCAAUUGAAAGAAUUUUUUUUAGCGCAACACCCUAAUUUCCAGCCUCCAAUUCAAGAGAAUGACUAUUCGGAUACUUGAUGAUACCAU
Solanum stenotomum is the source of this 1841-nucleotide messenger RNA. RefSeq lists its product as uncharacterized. Bases 189 to 1832 code for a protein of 547 amino acids. The record is from RefSeq and is a predicted model, not a curated record. The transcript is spliced from 9 exons. NCBI's taxonomy places the organism in Eukaryota, Viridiplantae, Streptophyta, Magnoliopsida, Solanales, Solanaceae.